AUGGAUUGUAGUGCAGAGGUUUUAUCUGCCUUUGAAUGUCCGGUCUGCCUCGAAUACAUGCUUCCACCCUAUUUGCAAUGCCAAAGCGGACAUCUUGUUUGUGGGAACUGUCGACCGAAGCUACAACUUGAGAAGAUUGCAAACACGGUGAAGUUUCCCUGCAAGUUCAGCAAUUCUGGAUGUGGAUCGAUAUUUCAUCAUUACGAUAAAGUGGACCACGAAGAGACGUGCGAGUUCAGACCCUACAGCUGCCCUUGCCCUGGUGCGUCGUGCAGAUGGCAAGGAGCUCUUCAAGAAGUGAUGCCACAUUUAAUGAAAAUCCGCGAGGAUAUUGUCUUUUUGGCUACUGACAUCAAUUUACCGGAUGGAGUUGAUUGGGUCAUGAUGCAGAGCUGUUUUGGAUAUCACUUUAUGCUAGUACUCGGGAAGCGGAAGCGGGAAACUUUAUGUACAGACUUGAAUUGUCAACUCAGCGUCGUCGCCUUUUAUGGGAAACCCAGA
Messenger RNA from Mesorhabditis belari, 501 nucleotides. Lineage: Eukaryota; Metazoa; Nematoda; Chromadorea; Rhabditida; Rhabditidae. The record is from the annotation of a GenBank genome assembly.